CUUUAUUUGCUUUUAUCAUUAGCGUAGUGUUCUUAUCUUGCGUGCUUCACUCUCUAAACCCAUUUGAGCUUUCCUUCUGAUACAGCUUGUUUUUGAUGUUUUCAUUUUUAAUCUUCCCAUCAAAUUUACAGGCAAGUGCUGCUGUUUGCAGAAACAUUUCUAUGGUCGGCGGCAGAUCUUUGAAUUGGUCAUUUUCUUUAGCCGACUUAUAAAUUGUCUUGGUCUUUGUUUCAUAUCGGUUCGCUGUUUAAUUUUCUUGGUCGACUCAGAAACUUCCAUAUAAUAAUCUUUAAUUUGAAGAUUUGAAUAAGCCCACAGAAACCAAAUUUAUUAUAAACUUCAAGAUCUUUUGUAUUCUCCAAUUUUGCAAUUUCCAGACUUUCUUAUUAUUUCAAGUUUCAGGUGUUGCUGAUAAAGAAAGAAAAAUUUUUGCCUCUUGAAAAAUUCUGAGGAUUUCUUUAGGUGAUGGGAGGGAAGAGUUCAAAAGGGUCGAGUGGGAGGCAUAUUUCAUCAUACGGUGCAUCCAAUUCAUCAUCCUCAUCAUGGAAUCAGUAUGGACACCCACAAGCAUCACCAUAUCCAUACCCAUCUCAACAAAACCAAUACUACACACCUCAGCAACAUCAGCCCUCUAAUUCUUCUUAUAGCUAUGAAGCAGAAAGUCCUCGGCCACAGAGGAGGUUAGAUAGAAAGUUCUCCAGGAUUGCUGAUGAUUACAAGACCUUGGAUCAGGUCACUUCUGCUCUUGCUCAUUCCGGCCUGGAGUCUUCUAAUCUCAUUGUCGGCAUUGAUUUCACAAAGAGCAAUGAGUGGACAGGAUCAAGAUCAUUCAAUCGACGAAGCUUACAUCACAUUGGCAAUGGACAAAAUCCUUAUGAACAGGCAAUAUCAAUUAUUGGCCGGACUUUAUCUGCAUUUGAUGAAGAUAACUUAAUUCCAUGUUUUGGAUUUGGAGAUGCAUCCACACAUGAUCAAGAUGUCUUCAGUUUCCAUGAAGAUGAAAGAUUCUGCAAUGGUUUUGAGGAAGUGCUGACACGAUACAGAGAAAUUGUUCCGCAACUUAGACUUGCAGGACCAACAUCUUUUGCACCCAUCAUUGAGAUGGCCAUGACUAUUGUUGAGCAAAGUGGUGGACAGUACCAUGUUCUGUUGAUAAUUGCUGACGGGCAGGUAACAAGGAGUGUUGAUACACAGCAUGGUCAACUCAGUCCGCAGGAGAAAAAGACAAUUGAUGCAAUUGUGAAAGCAAGCGAAUACCCUUUAUCAAUAAUUUUAGUGGGGGUUGGUGAUGGGCCUUGGGACAUGAUGAGAGAGUUUGAUGACAACAUCCCUGCUCGAGCCUUUGAUAACUUCCAGUUUGUGAAUUUCACAGAAAUAAUGUCAAAAAAUGUGAACAUAUCCAGAAAAGAGACGGAGUUUGCUCUAUCAGCAUUGAUGGAAAUACCUGCUCAAUACAAAGCGACUAUUGAGCUUGGCAUAUUGGGCAGUCGUAGGACGGGGAAUGCUCCAGAGAGGGUUCCUCUUCCCCCACCUCUUCAUGGACCAUCUUCUUUCAGCAAGAGUGUAAAACCUUCCAGCUCAAGCAGCUUUAAGCCACAUAUACCUUCGUAUUCUGGAUAUGAUUCAUCAGUACCUUCCUACUCUGGAUAUGACUCACCAGUUGCUGGAUAUGAUACGCCAGUAAACUCAGCUUCAUAUACAAGUUCUACUUAUGAUAAUCAGGUUUGUCCCAUUUGUCUUACUAAUAGAAAGGACAUGGCCUUUGGCUGUGGGCAUCAGACUUGUUGCGAGUGUGGAGAAGACCUGCAAUCAUGCCCCAUAUGUCGAAGCCCAAUACAGACUAGAAUCAGGCUAUAUUAAUCAUCUUUAAUGCAAAUCUCUGAGAUGGUCUCUGCCAAACAAUGAGUUUGCUUCGGUGAAAACUGAUUCAAAUGCCCAUUUUCCAGAGGCAGGGACAGGAGUGUGGCUCAUAUCUUGGUAGGUGAAUUCCUUGGCAAGAGACACAGGGAAAAGCCAAGCUGCAUGGGAAGUAUAUAACUGUUGGGGUCUGUUAAAUAUUUGCAAGAAGAGUUCGAUUCUACAAUGUCCAGCCAAAUAUGUUCAUUCUUCCUCAUCAAAGCUUCUGCUUUUCUAUAUGAUCAUAGCAGAAGCUAGCUGUUGAAGGUUCUUUAGAUUGUUGGUAGACUUGGGUUUUAGAGCAGGUAGAUGAAACUUGAGUCAACAUUUUUUUAUCUAUUGUUAUCUCUAGUCUUUUGUGAUUGUUAAUGUUAGAUAAAUUUGUUAGAUUGUGAGAACCUACACUUGGUAGGUUAGGCUUGGAAUUUAAUCACAAAGCUUGUAUUUCAAUUGUAUUGGAUUUGAUGUACACAUGCAGUAUAGAAGUCUUAUUGUUACAGGGGAGAAAUAUAAAUGAAUUAUUUCUUAAGUUAA
Molecule: messenger RNA, 2430 nt
Organism: Manihot esculenta (cassava)
Lineage: Eukaryota; Viridiplantae; Streptophyta; Magnoliopsida; Malpighiales; Euphorbiaceae
Product: E3 ubiquitin-protein ligase RGLG2
Exons: 11
Coding region: 466-1860 (464 amino acids)
Biological process (GO): protein K63-linked ubiquitination
Molecular function (GO): ubiquitin protein ligase activity
Source: RefSeq, a predicted model, not a curated record